GUCAUCUGGUGGGGUGCAGAGAGGCAAGGCCCUGCAGCACUUUCAUUUCUUCUCAGCUGUACCUAACCUUCUGCAUCUGCCAAGAUGAAUAAUGGUAUGUUUGUAAAGAACAUGUCCUUCAAGGUUGGACAAACCAUGACUGUUGUUGGAGUCGCCAAACCUGAGGCUGGAGAUUUUGCUGUGAAUAUCGGCCCCAGCGAGGACACAAUUGCAUUUCAUCUCAACCCUCGUUUCGAUGCCCAUGGAGACUCAAAUAUAAUUGUCUGCAACUCUUUCGAGGGAGGCAAUUGGUGUCAGGAGCAACGCGAGCAAAGUUUUCCUUUCUCCCUGGGACAGGAGUUCAAGAUCUCCGUUGAAUUCACUCCUUCAGAGUUUGUGGUGACUUUACAAGAUGGCUCAACAUUCCGUUUCCCCAACCGCGUCGGUGCAGAGAAAUACUCGGCCAUAAACUUUGAUGGGGAUGUUCGCAUUCGAAGCAUUGACAUCCAGUAAAGCGCCAUCGUUUCUCAUAUCUGGAUGUGAAAAAUGUUCUUUUUUUUUUGUUUGUCUAGCAGCAGGUAAUAUAAAGUCCUAGGUCUUCAGCUUCCUGAAAACUUGUUAACCUUUAAUCUAAUUAUAGACUUUCAUAGCUUACAGGAUAUGAGUUUGUUGAGAAAGAGGUCCAAACAGCUAUGGUCAUAAAAAAGGAGCCUUAAAAAUUUGAAUCUUUAGCUCUAAACCUGAACACCCUUUUCUGGAACUCUACCAGAAAAGCAGUUAAAGAAAGUUAUUUUUCUGUUUGCAGUUUUUUGCUUGCAGGAUUCAUAUACAGUACAGUGUGGUCAGGUUUCUUUAAUGUGUCUCAAAAUGCUCCAAAAGACAUUCCACUUUUUAAUUCUUACCUGCAACAACAUCAAUUAAAGGAUUUUCUUUUAUGAAAAAAAAAAA
Neolamprologus brichardi is the source of this 927-nucleotide messenger RNA. RefSeq names its product beta-galactoside-binding lectin-like. The record is from RefSeq and is a predicted model, not a curated record. NCBI's taxonomy places the organism in Eukaryota, Metazoa, Chordata, Actinopteri, Cichliformes, Cichlidae. Gene Ontology annotation, molecular function: laminin binding; galactoside binding; carbohydrate binding.